AUGUCGCCCGACCAUGGAUCAUCGCGCUCGCGACGAGGAGUUUGGAGUCACUGGGUGCCUCUCGCAGUUACACUUACUGUCGCAACUGUAGGUGUGGCUGCUUGGGUAUGGAGCCAGCGAAAGGACGCCGACGAAGAAGACGACAAUGGUCUUGAUUACAGUAACCAUGCCCGUGGAGGCGACAAUCAACCAUAUGGGUCCCGCGAUGUCGGCUCGCGCGACAUUCAAGGACCGGAGAAACCACCCAGACCCGAUGGUCAAAGCCACGGAAUUGCGCAUGCGAACGAAGAAGCAACCGGCGGAGGCUGGGGUUCGCGCGUGACUAGUGCUCUGCGACGAACACCGAGCCCGCAGCAGUUCUUCGACUCGACAGGUAAGACUGUGGCGGCUGGUGUCGCAGCUGCAAGCGCAGCUAUGGGCAAGGCUUUAGCCUCCAUUCGCGAGGAGGACAAGAGCCCCUUUGACGAUACCAACCCCUGGCAAGAGGAAGAAGAAGCUAAGAAUGAACGAGCGCCCGCCGAUACGUCGUCCCAACACAUCGGCGGCAAUAGGCGACGCAAGACGGUUGCGAUUGUGGUGUCUGCCGAGACAGGCGCCGUGCCUGAAGAGGAGGAUCCUUUCCAUGAGCACGCUUCUAUCCUCUCCCACAUUCCUCGACAUAUCGAUCACUCUAAGGUCAAGCUAUUCGUUCUGAUCUACGCCCCUGGUUUGAAGGAAUCCGCUUUGGAUACUGCUAAUAGUAACCUUCCGCCACCUUCGCUAAGCUCUUCAUUUUCUAACAUUGGACACGAUCAAGUUCAAACUCCUGCUGAAGAGUCCAAGAACCAGCUUGAAUCCGCAAGCCCUGCCUUCAACUCUAUCUAUUCGCAGGCAUUGGGUUUGGUUGAGAAGGAAACCAUGGUUCUCCCUUUUACGACAUCAAACGGCCAUGUUCACAUCCUGCGACACCUUCAACCAGAAGUUAUCUAUCUCCAGAAAGCCCUUUCUGGUCAAGAUGGUAGCAUCAUCACGACUCUCCAGACCUGGCUUCGACAUGACGUCAUUCUGGUUGUUGGUGCAGAUGGUGGUUCUGGAGGUUUGGCAGAUAGCGAAUCUGAGGCUGAGCGAUCUAGUAACAGUAAAGAGUGGUGGCAGCGAUCUGAACGAGUUGGAAGGGGACGUGGAGUUGUGGUUGUUGAUAGUAUGAGGCUAAACGACGAUUGGGCGCGUCGAGUUCAGGGACGUGAGUGA
This is a messenger RNA of Fusarium venenatum, 1230 nucleotides long. RefSeq lists its product as uncharacterized. The record is from RefSeq and is a predicted model, not a curated record. NCBI's taxonomy places the organism in Eukaryota, Fungi, Ascomycota, Sordariomycetes, Hypocreales, Nectriaceae.